AAACACGUCACUUCCUGUUAAAAUUGAAAAGCCUGAGAGGCUGAAACUGAAAGUAAAUCGUUAGAAACGUCGUUGACACUUUAACAUGUCGCUCAGACUCUCUUGAUUUCGAUUCUACGACAGUUUACCAUUUUAUUCCCGUUGGAUGUUGUAAAUAUUAAGAAUAUGGAUCAUCAGAAGCUUCACGAGAUCGACGAGGACCUGACAAGCACUGAAGUGGCCCAGCUGAAGUUUCUGUGUAUGGACCUAAUUCCCAAGAAGCGUUUGGAGACAGUGACUGAUGCCAAAGAACUGUUCCUACGACUGAACGAGCAAGCACUGCUUGAUGACGGGUUACUCGUCCCUGAGCUUCUGAGCACAAUUGGACGCUUAGACUUGCUUGGAAUCCUCGAAAUGUCCAAAGAUAAUGUGAAUAGGAAUCUGCUACAACGUGACGCAUCUAGUAAAGGUGUCUCAGCCUACAGAAAAAUGCUAUUUCGUAUAUCUGAGGACAUGACAGAAGAAAACCUUCACACAUUUAAGUUUUUUGUGAAUCUUCCAAAGGCAAAACUAGGAACUUCUGCUACAUUUCUAGAUGUUAUGACUGAGAUGGAAAAGCUACAGAAGCUUGGUGAAGACAACCUGGAUGAACUUUACUACAUUCUAGACAAAUGUGACAAACAGCUGGCCUGUAGGGUAGAGGAGUAUAGGGCUCGGGAACAAGGAGGCAGACUUCCUCUACGGGAAGUGUUUGGUAAUGUGCAAGUUCCCUUUCCUGAUGAAACUAUGCCAGGAUAUCAAAUGGAGACCGAAUAUGGAAGGAGGAGAGUCUCGGUUGUUGCGGAUACAGAUGCUGAACCCAGAACAGAGGAAUAUUAUAAUAUGACUCAGCGACCUCUUGGAUACUGUCUAAUCAUCAACAACUACAACUUUAAAGAAAGCUCCUCAUUGCCCAAUCGAGCAGGAACGGACAAGGACAGAGAUGACCUUAGCAGAUUGUUUCGCAGAAUGCAUUUUAAGGUUGAGGUUCAGAAUGAUCUGACAGCUUCAGAUAUGAAGAAUGUGAUGGGGCACUUUGCAAAAAGGGAUCAUACUCCUAUGGGUGCUUUUGUCUGCUGUGUCCUCUCGCAUGGAUUGAAGGGCACAGUAUUGGGUGUAGAUGGUAACGAGGUUGAAAUCCGUGAACUUACAGUGCCUAUUGCUAGGUGCCUUACACUAGCAUCCAAGCCCAAGCUUUUCUUCAUUCAAGCCUGCCAAGGAAAUGAGGGUCAGAAUGGUGUAUUGACAAUGGAUGCACCGGGAAUCGCUACAGAAGACGACUCAUAUGAUGAAGAUGCUUUCAAUCCUGAAGCCCGAUCUAUUCCUAUAGAAGCUGAUAUGUUAAUUGGAAUGGCCACAGUACAGGACUACCAGUCCUACCGCCACACUACAGAAGGGUCUAUCUAUAUCCAGGAGCUCUGUAAUCAGUUGGAGAAAUUCUGCCCCAGAAAAGAGGAUAUCUUAUCCAUCCUGACAAAAGUAAACCGUGAAGUGAGUUUUAAAAUUUUGAAGGGCCACAAGCAGAUGCCUGAACCUCGAUAUACCCUCACCAAGAAGCUGGUCCUGCCCAUGGACUGAAUCUUCUGAUUGACUUUUGUGUGACUGGAUUCAUGCUGGAGAAGUUUCCGUUAUUCCAUUACUCAGACUCGAUCAAUCCUUCUGGCAGGAUCAAGGCAGUUUGGUACUAGAUUCAGAUUGAUCUUGCUGUAUCUGUGCGUCUGAUCUUAAUUAUUAAAUUAGACUUUUGAGUUAAAGUUUACUGCACUGAGUUCUGGCUGUGUGAUCUUCUUUAGACAAUGCAAUUUAAAAAUAAAACAUUUAUAUUUCAUACCAGGAAUUUUUUUUUAAACUAAUGUUAAGUAUGAUGAAUUUAUACCAGCAGUUUAAAUGAUUUUAAUUUUUGUGGAGGAAAUUUUUUAAAUGCAUAUAUUUCCCAUUAAUCUCAAUCUGAAUGAACUAAAAACCUAGAUAGUGUAAGAUCUUUAAAGACUUUGCAAUUGUAAGAAAUCAUUGAUGUCUAGAAAGGAGUGAAAUCCAACAUUGUUAAACACUGUCAUUAAACAUUGUUACAUGUCUAAUUUUUUUAUUAUUUUAGCAUAUAAUGUUUUGCAUUACAAAACACAAAAUGUCGUCUUCCACCCUUUCUCUGAAUUCUUGCAUUAUUGUUAUUUUAUUAAAUUUUAACUGCAAAAUUGUUCUUCUGUUAAAUGGAAAUGCAUGAGUAAAUGGAA
Carassius gibelio (silver crucian carp) is the source of this 2249-nucleotide messenger RNA. It is a transcript of the gene casp8, whose product is annotated as caspase 8, apoptosis-related cysteine peptidase. The record is from RefSeq and is a predicted model, not a curated record. Gene Ontology annotation, biological process: negative regulation of extrinsic apoptotic signaling pathway via death domain receptors; proteolysis. The transcript has 10 exons. NCBI's taxonomy places the organism in Eukaryota, Metazoa, Chordata, Actinopteri, Cypriniformes, Cyprinidae. Gene Ontology annotation, molecular function: protein binding; cysteine-type endopeptidase activity. Bases 166 to 1596 code for a protein of 476 amino acids.